Molecule: messenger RNA, 2022 nt
Organism: Lepisosteus oculatus (spotted gar)
Lineage: Eukaryota; Metazoa; Chordata; Actinopteri; Semionotiformes; Lepisosteidae
Source: RefSeq, a predicted model, not a curated record
GGUGGUGAAGUCUGAGGUCUGCCCCUCUCUCCCACUGUUUGCAUUGCAGGACUCCAGUCCAGCUGGUACAGCAGGCUGAGGGCAGGGGAGGGAAUCUGUCGUCACCGCAGCUCUGUGAAGGAGAGAGGAUCCGACUGACACACUGACGCCGACUGACACACUGGCUGACUGACACACUGACACUGACUGACACACUGCUGAUUGACAUGCUGGCUGACGCACUGUCACUGACUCACUGACUGGUUGACUGACACGCUCGCUGAAUAACACAUUAACACACUGACUGACACACCGGCUGAUCAACACAGUAACACACCGACACUGACUGACACAACACAUCGCUGCCUUUGAGAUUCCAACCCUCAACACAGAUGACAAACAGAGAAGCCAAAGGAAAACAGCAGUAAGAAUUUUAAACAAGCUUCCUCCUGUAAGCAAAGAAAGGAACACAUGGAGAUGCGCUCAUGUGAUUUCUAAGCUUGGGGAUUGGUUUUUUUUUUUUUAAAUGCAUGUAUUUUAAAGCACUUUUCUGAACAGCCUUUCUGGCACUUGAGCAGGGCUGAUGAAGUGAUCGAGCUGCUCUGCGUGUGAGAGAGAGAGGGGGAGAGAGAGGGAGGGAGGGAGAGAGAGAGAGACAGAGCGUCGUGCCUCUGCGCCCAGUCCCGAUCCUGCCUGGCCUGACGAGAGGGAGGGAGGGAGUGCGAGCAGGGCUGUGCUGCGCUCAGCUCCGAGGGGAGCUGUCCUUCUCCGGCGGUGCUGAAAGUGGACACCAGCUGCUGCUCUUCCUCUCGGCUCGGCGCACGGAGUGAGCAGUGAACAGAGCCGUGAAUAGAGAGAGAGAGAGAGAGAGAGAGAGAGAGCGGGGCUCCUCGGACACUCGCUGGGAACCACAGCUCUCCCCCUGCUCUGCUCCGGGAUCGGGAUCGGAUCAGCUGCGCCUGCAGGAGCUCCGGGCUGCGCGCCCUCUGUCAUUCUGAGGAACUUUCUCUCAAGUUGGGAUCUGUCGGAGCUGCGGUCUUCCACCUGCCACCCCCGGAGAGGAGCGAGGAGCGUCUGCGUCUGGGAGGUUAGGGGGGGGGGGGAUAGUUGAUCCGAGAAGACGGGGAGCCGGUGGAUUCGGCGGAUCCCAGCCCCUGGGACCCGCCUGCCCCCAUCCCGCCCGCCGCCUUCUCCGGGGGUCGGGAUGACGGGCUGUGCCAAGCGCUGCAAGCUGGGGCUGGUGAAGUUCCUGCAGAGCGCACACAGGCUCAUCACCGGCACGCUGAGCAAAGACAAGGUGGAGGAUGAGCUGGAGAUGACGAUGGUCUGCCACAGGCCAGAAGGACUGGAGCAGCUGGAAUCCCAGACCAACUUCACCCGCCGAGAGCUGCAAGUCCUCUACCGCGGCUUCAAAAAUGUACCUCCUCUCUCUCUGUGUCUCCUGUCUGUAUCUCCUUCCUCACUCACUGUUUCUGUCUCUGCAUCACUCCAGUCCCUGUGCUCCCCUCUCUGUGUCUCCUGUCUGUACCUCCUUCCUCACUCACUGCCUCUCACCUACGCACACUAUUUGUUCAACGCCUUCGACUCUGCGCACAACGGCUCGAUCAAGUUCGAGGACUUCGUCAUGGCUCUCUCUAUCCUGCUGCGAGGCUCAGUGCGGGAGAAGCUCCAGUGGACCUUUAACCUGUAUGACAUCAACAGGGAUGGAUACAUCAACAAGGAGGAGAUGACGGACAUUGUGCGGGCGAUCUAUGACAUGAUGGGGAAGUACACCUACCCUGCGCUGAGGGUGGAGGCCCCGAAGCAACAUGUGGACGCCUUCUUUCAGAAAAUGGACAAAAACAAGGACGGAGUGGUCACUCUGGAUGAGUUUAUCGCAUCAUGUCAGGAGGACGAGAACAUCAUGCACUCUCUGCAGCUCUUCGAGAACGUGAUGUAGAAGGGGAGCAACAGCAAGAACAGCAGGGAGAGAGAGCGAGAGAGAGGAGGGCAGUUAGAGGAGAGCCAACGCCGACAAGAAGACGUGUGACCAAACACUCUCCU